AUGGCAACGACAAGCUUUCCUUCGUGUGCGAAAACAAUGAGCGUCCCAAACCCUUCCCAAGAAAACGACGAAAGUGAAGAUAGCUUUCAGUAUGAAGAAGUACCUCUUGAAGAUGAUUGUAGUUUGACAGAAGGAGAAGAAGAUUUGGAGGCAACAGUAAAAGCCAUUCAAGACCGGGCUGCUGUUGCUGCUGCUGCGAGGUCCAACUCUUCCACCACCCACAAACCUGAGGAGCCCGUGGAUAACUUUUUACGCAACUUUCUUUUUCAAAUGGGCAUGACAGAAACACUUGACCAUUUCCAGGCUGAAUGGGCUGAGAUGUUACAUAAAGGGCUGGUGACCCCAGAGCAGGUCGGUGUUGUGCCUGAGGUGUACGUCGAAAACAAGCAUUUGGAGAGUGCGCUGGAAAACGCGCAGAGGGAACGUGAGGAGUACAACCAGGCUAAAUCUGCUUCAGCUGAGACACUGGAGAGGCUGCAGAAAGCCAGAGACUUCCACAUGCUGCAGCAUAAACGUGCUGUCCAGGAGAAAAACGCGCUGAUAAAGGAGAUGAGGAAGCUUCAAACGCAGUGCAGCGGAUAUGAACCUGAGGUGAAGCGGAUGAGUGGAAAAUAUGAAGCCGUUUUAAAACAGACUAUGAUGAUGAGCUUGGAGAAGGACAAGGAGAAGUCAGCCCACUCUACAUCAAACUGUGUGGAUAUAAGUGAAGAAGGAGCAGUGAACACCACAGGAGAGAGCUAUCACACGAUCCAACCGAGACCCCCCUCAUCUGCCAAACCCCAAAGAGCCAGUCCCAGGAGGGCAUGCGUUUGA
Molecule: messenger RNA, 813 nt
Organism: Xyrichtys novacula (pearly razorfish)
Lineage: Eukaryota; Metazoa; Chordata; Actinopteri; Labriformes; Labridae
Source: the annotation of a GenBank genome assembly